Haemonchus placei is the source of this 201-nucleotide messenger RNA. NCBI's taxonomy places the organism in Eukaryota, Metazoa, Nematoda, Chromadorea, Rhabditida, Trichostrongylidae. The record is from the annotation of a GenBank genome assembly.
AUGUCGACAGCUUCCGUAGCGCGUCUCGACCCAUCCCGAUUUCGAUGUCUGUGCGGACUCUGCCAUGUCGUGACUGGAACCCAGAUAGUCCAACAACUUGUAUGCAUGAUGAUGGCGACCAUAAUCCUGCUCUUUUCCUUCGUCUCCUUUGACACAAUGCGUCAGAUUAUCGGUAAANNACAACCAUGGCGUUGGCGAUAA